Messenger RNA from Symbiodinium necroappetens, 1233 nucleotides. NCBI's taxonomy places the organism in Eukaryota, Dinophyceae, Suessiales, Symbiodiniaceae. The record is from the annotation of a GenBank genome assembly.
AUGGAAAAGCUUGUGCCAGAGCAGGCAGAUACUGACAAGGACGGGUCAGCAGCCGGCACAAGGCACCUAAACGACAUCACCUUGGACUUCGGUGCGGGGGCAUCGCUGUCGGCAUGUUCAGCUCUGCUGCGCCUUGCUUCCCCAGUGUUCGACCGAAUGCUAGACUGCGGCAUGCAGGAAGCACAGCAAAGCGUCAUCAAGGUGGAAGUGGCCCGACUGGAGGACUUCGACGUGUUCUACAGCUUGCUCCGGCCAGGUGCAUGGAACGCAGACAAGGUCACCGAGGCGAAUGUCGAUGCCCUGCUUGCCAUAAGUGAUUACUACCAGGUGACCUUCCUCAAGACCACCUGCGAGGACAGGCUUCUCAGUCUUCCCGUGACUGCGGGCCGCCUUCUACAAGCCCACAAGCGUGGCCUUACACGGCAGUACGAGCGAUGCAUUGCGUCCCAGGCCAGAGACUGCACCCCAGAGGACUUGGUUGACAUCUCCCGGACUUCACCUGACAUCAUGCUUGACUUGGCCAUGCGAAUGCGGGAAACGCAGCAGCAGAUUGGCGAGAUUCGUGCAAUGAGACCCACCUUGGCGAACGUCAAGUACAUGGCAGAAAACUACAUUCCAGAGUUUCAGUUCAAUCGAAGUGGCUACAUCUCAAGAGCUCUGAAUGUGUCUGAAGUCCAGAACCUAAGCUAUUUGCGCGGGCAUAUUCCAGUCGCCUUGGAGCCUGUGCUGGAUCUUUUGGACGCGUUGGAGUGGAAAGCCAUCGGCACAUUGCUGGAUGUCGCAGACGGGAAUCAUCGUUUCGUGGCUUUCAGUCCCAGCGUCAGAGUGUGGCGGCGACACGCUCCCCGCAACCAGGCUGCCAGCGCACUCGAUGCAAGCUUCCCUUCUAUGGAAUUGAACUGGCGCGGCAACCCGUCCCUCAACGAGCGCACAGACUCCUUCCACACCGAAGUCUUGUCCUUCCACUUCGCGUGGCCAGUGAAGAUGUGUGACGGAAAUGAUCUCAACACUGAUGGGGCAGGAGGAGCGGGCUGGUGCUUACGAGGCCUGGUUGGAUAUGAGAUGGUGACGGUUGCUGAAGGUUUGGGACAGCUGGUUGAGGUGGUUUUUGACGAGGAGAAGACUGCGCUCGACUUGUCCAAGGACUGCUAUCCUGGCAAGGUCUGCCCGCCAGUGGUGAUUAUGGUUGGCCGGCAAGUAGGCACGCGGGUCACAUGCCGCGAAGUUUUAUGA